CUCCACACCACAACCAUGGCCUGCAACAACAUCUGCCGUCCCUGCGGACCCACCCCACUGGCCAACAGCUGCAACGAGCCCUGUGCCCUGCAAUGCCAGAACUCCAGCGUCAUCAUCAACCCUUCCCCUGUGCUGGUCACCCUGCCAGGACCCAUCAUGACCUCCUUCCCCCAGAACACCGUUGUCGGAUCCACCUCCUCGGCUGCCGUUGGUAGCGAACUCAAUGCCCAGGGACAGCCCAUCUCUGGUGGCUUUGGCUUUGGCCUUGGCUAUGGGCUGGGAGGCCUGGGCUGCUAUGGCAGAAGGGGUGGCUACAUCUGCUAA
Molecule: messenger RNA, 324 nt
Organism: Cyanistes caeruleus (blue tit)
Lineage: Eukaryota; Metazoa; Chordata; Aves; Passeriformes; Paridae
Product: feather beta keratin-like
Cellular component (GO): intermediate filament
Molecular function (GO): structural constituent of cytoskeleton
Source: RefSeq, a predicted model, not a curated record